CUUGCUUACAUUCUGGAAAUGUGUGCGCUAUAGUGAACCGCCGCGCUGUUAUUAUCACUGGCCGUAAUAAUAGGCUCUAUGGCGGGCGGAGGGGGGGCUUCGGCACACCUGAACAGCCCGCUAUGGAAGGUGAGCAGGAUGAGCGCAGAUCGCGGACACGAGCGCCAGAGGAGCGCGCGCAUGGAGGCGGAGGUUCGGCUCGGGAUGCGCAGUGAGGAGGAGAGGCUCCAGACCUUCCACAACUGGCCCAGCGACGCUGCAGUGAGUCCAGAGGAGCUCGCACGGGCUGGCUUUCACUAUCUGGGCUACGGGGAUACGGUGCAGUGCUUCUGUUGUGAGGGCAUCCUGAGGCACUGGGUGGAUGGAGACACGCCGCGAGGGGAGCACGAGAGGCACUUCCCCACCUGUGGAUUGAUGAGAGGCAGGGAUGUGGGCAAUGUCCCGCGGGGCUCCUCUGAUUCUGUGGACGGUCAGCUGCUGAGUCAGCUUCAGCGCUUGACCAUGGACGAGCAGGGCCUGACCGGACAGGCUGCAUACUCGGAGAUGGAGACGGAGGACAACAGGCGAUCUACCUUCCACAACUGGCCCACAGGAGCAGCAGUGCAGCCCGACACACUGGCACGCGCUGGAUUCUUCUACACAGGUCAUGGUGACAACGUGAAGUGUUUCUUCUGUGAUGGUGGUUUGAGGAACUGGGAACCAGGAGACGAUCCCUGGCAGGAGCAUGCCAAAUGGUUUCCACAAUGUGAGUAUUUGCUGCAAUCCAGAGGACAGGAAUACGUGCGUAACGUCCAGCAGUCUUUCUUCAACAUGAAUGGGAGAGGGGGUGGAUCUCUAUCAUCAGCUGCAGGAAACAUUACACCAGAGGUGUUGGGUGGGCAGAGAUCAGUGGCGGCACCCAUGUUGUCUCCUGUGGUGCAGGCGGUGCUGCAGAUGGGCUUCCAGCACUCGCUCGUGGAGAGCCUGGUUCAGUCCCGCUUUCUGCUCACCGGUGCGCACUACACCUCCGUCUCUGAUCUGGUGACGGACGUCCUGCAGGCCGAGGAGGAGGAGGAGAGGCAGACAGGGGACACAAGAUCAGAGACUGUGGAGACGCAGAGAACACCAAGAACGACAAGAACAAGAACGCAGGUCUCAAGCAGGGAGAAAGUGCGCUCAGACCUGAGUCCAGAGGAGCAGCUAAGGCAGCUUCAGGAGGAGAGGACCUGUAAGGUCUGCAUGGACAAACUGGUGUCCAUGGUCUUCAUCCCCUGCGGUCAUCUGGUGGUCUGCAGCGACUGUGCCGCCAGUCUGCGUCACUGCCCCAUAUGCAGAGCGGUCAUCCGGGGCAGCGUGAGAGCAUUCAUGUCCUGAAGAGCAAAAACACACACUCACAAACGCCAUUAAAAGAUUAGUUCACUUCUA
This is a messenger RNA of Danio rerio (zebrafish), 1404 nucleotides long. The record is from RefSeq and is a predicted model, not a curated record. NCBI's taxonomy places the organism in Eukaryota, Metazoa, Chordata, Actinopteri, Cypriniformes, Danionidae.